AUGGACAACAAGCCUUUGAGCCUUGUCUCCUUCGAGCUGUUUGCAGACAAAGUUCCAAAGACAGCAGAGAACUUUUGUGCUCUGAGCACUGGGGAGAAAGGAUUUGUUUAUAAAGGUUCCUGCUUUCACAGGAUUAUUGCAGGACUUAUGUGCCAUGGUGGUGACUUCACACGCCAUAAUGGCACUGGUGGCAAGUCCAUCUAUGGGGACAAAGUUGUUGAUGAGGAUUUUGUCUUGAAGCACUCAGGUCCUGGCAUCUUGCCUAAGGCAAAUUCUGGACCUAACACAAAUGGGUUCCAGUUUUUCAUCUGUGCUGCCAACACUGAGUGGUUGGAUGGUUGGCAUGUGGUCUUUGGCAAAGUGAGAGAGGGCAUGAAUAUUGUGGAAGCCAUGGAUUGGUUUGGGUCCAGGAAUGGUUAA
Messenger RNA from Nyctereutes procyonoides (raccoon dog), 420 nucleotides. Its product is annotated as peptidyl-prolyl cis-trans isomerase A-like. Gene Ontology annotation, biological process: protein peptidyl-prolyl isomerization. Lineage: Eukaryota; Metazoa; Chordata; Mammalia; Carnivora; Canidae. The record is from RefSeq and is a predicted model, not a curated record. Bases 1 to 420 code for a protein of 139 amino acids. The transcript has a single exon. Gene Ontology annotation, molecular function: peptidyl-prolyl cis-trans isomerase activity.